This is a messenger RNA of Arabidopsis thaliana (thale cress), 1851 nucleotides long. Its product is annotated as ankyrin repeat family protein. Gene Ontology annotation, cellular component: membrane. The transcript has 3 exons. Lineage: Eukaryota; Viridiplantae; Streptophyta; Magnoliopsida; Brassicales; Brassicaceae. The coding region runs from base 1 to 1851 and encodes 616 amino acids. The record is from RefSeq and is marked reviewed.
AUGAAGUGUGACAGUAAAUCUGAAACAGUAAGCUCCUCGUCCACAUCUGGCUCCCUUUCAGAUCCAGAUCAGUGGACUAUUUUCAAAGACAAGGAUGAAUCUGAGAUUAUGAAUCCAGCGAUUUUGUGUGCUGUAAGAGCAGGUGACAAAGUCUCCCUCCUGAAAAGGAUAAACGAUGACGUAAAGGUCACUCAACGACUCGUAGACAAUCAAGGGAAUUCAAUACUUCAUAUUGCUGCUGCUUUGGGUCAUGUCCAUAUAGUGGAGUUUAUAAUCUCUACAUUCCCAAAUCUUCUACAAAAUGUGAAUCUGAUGGGUGAGACAACUCUUCAUGUUGCAGCCAGAGCAGGCAGUCUCAAUAUUGUUGAGAUUCUUGUUCGAUUCAUUACAGAGUCUUCUUCCUAUGAUGCGUUUAUUGCCGCUAAAAGCAAGAACGGAGAUACUGCACUACAUGCCGCGUUGAAAGGAAAACAUGUAGAGGUGGCUUUCUGCCUAGUAAGUGUGAAGCAUGAUGUAUCAUUUGAUAAGAACAAUGAUGAAGCAUCUCCAUUAUACAUGGCUGUAGAAGCUGGAUAUCACGAGCUCGUGCUUAAAAUGCUUGAAUCUUCAUCUUCCCCAUCUAUACUAGCUUCGAUGUUCAGUGGAAAAUCUGUUAUACAUGCAGCAAUGAAGGCCAAUAGAAGAGAUAUCCUAGGUAUUGUUCUUAGACAAGAUCCAGGACUUAUUGAAUUACGCAACGAAGAAGGAAGGACAUGUCUUUCCUAUGGAGCAUCAAUGGGAUGUUAUGAGGGAAUUCGCUAUAUACUAGCAGAGUUUGACAAAGCAGCUUCAAGCCUUUGUUAUGUCGCUGAUGAUGAUGGCUUCACUCCUAUUCAUAUGGCGGCAAAGGAAGGACAUGUCAGAAUCAUUAAGGAGUUUCUUAAACACUGUCCUGACUCAAGAGAGCUACUUAACAAUCAAUGUCAGAAUAUCUUUCACGUUGCUGCCAUAGCUGGUAAGUCGAAAGUUGUCAAGUAUCUUUUAAAACUUGAUGAAGGGAAAAGAAUGAUGAAUGAACAAGAUAUCAAUGGGAAUACACCGUUACACCUAGCCACUAAACACAGAUACCCGAUAGUUGUGAAUAUGCUUACAUGGAACGAUGGGAUUAACCUCAGAGCACUCAACAAUGAAGGCUUUACAGCUUUAGAUAUUGCUGAGACGAUGAAGGACAAUAACGCUUACGUACUUUACAAGAGAUUGAUUUGGAUGGCUUUGGUAUCUGCUGGAGCACCACAUGGCCCAAACCUGAUUCCCUUGACUGUGUCACAGAGUAGCAAACAAAGUCCAGAAAGAUACAAGGAUAGUGUCAAUACUCUUAUGGUGACUGCAACACUCGUAGCAACCGUGACCUUCGCUGCAGGUUUGACAUUACCCGGUGGUUACAUGAGUUCUGCUCCACAUUUAGGCAUGGCUGCAUUGGUCAAUAAGUUGAAUUUUAAGGUAUUUCUGUUGUUGAACAACAUUGCAAUGUGCACUUCUGUGGUAACUGUAAUGGCUCUAAUAUGGGCACAACUGGGUGAUGCACUUCUGACAAAGAAAGCUUUUCGACUAGCUUUACCACUUCUGUUAACAGCUGUUGUAUCAAUGAUGAUGGCAUCUGUGGCUGGACUUACUCUUGUGGUGAGCGAUCUCCCAUGGCUUUCCCAUCUUGUAUUAGCCAUAGAUUCAGCCUUCUUGGUAUUCCUGAUGCUACUUAUCAUUCCUUACGCUUUCUCGUCUACAAGACAUGGCUUUCUCAGACAUAUCUUCUACUUUCCUUAUUUCUUGAUGCUUUUGGUUGUUAGCGAAGGCAGCAACAACAUGGAUGGUUAA